AUGGCGGCCGAGCAAAGAAAGCUUCUGGAGCAGCUCAUGGGCGGAGGUGUUGCCGCCCGCAGCGCACAGCUCAGCUUGACCGACCCGAAGGUCUGUCGAUCCUACAUCGCCGGCACUUGUCCACAUGAUCUCUUCACGAACACGAAGCAAGAUUUGGGCCCCUGCCCAAAGGUGCACUCAGAGGGCCUCAAAGCCGAGUACGAAGGGCUACCCGAGGCGGAGAAGAAGAAGUAUGGCUUCGAGUGGGACUAUAUGCGAGACCUCCAGAAGUACAUAGACGAGUGCAACCGACGCAUCGAUGUGGCCCAAAGGCGACUGGAGAAAACACCAGAUGAGAUACGGCAGACGAAUGUUCUACUCAAAUCGAUAUCCGAUCUGUCGAGUAGCAUCAACAACGGACUUCUGGAAGUCGAGAUAUUAGGAGAGCUAGGCGAAGUGGGCCGCGCAUAUGAUGAGUUCUUCAGAGUCCGCCAGGCGAUGCAGACUAAGAUGGAGCGUGAGAAGGAGCUCAAGGCCCUUAGUGACACCAGUGGUCCUUCAGGCCACCAGAAGCUGCAAGUGUGCGAUGUGUGCGGUGCCUACUUAUCGCGACUAGACAACGAUAGGCGGUUGGCGGAUCACUUCUACGGAAAGAUGCACUUGGGCUAUGCGCAAAUGCGAAAGACCUACGAGAAUUUCCCGAAGGAUAUGCGCGGACGAUCAAGACCAUCCAUGGCCAUGGGAGAUGGCGACUCAGAUAUGGGCGGCUUACCCACAGGUCCUGGCGGUGGAGGUGACUGGGGACGCGGCCCCCGCGGUCCUAGAGGCGGCGGCGGCGGGUAUCGCGGGCGGGGCGGUAGAGGAUAUCGUGGGGGAUGGUAA
This is a messenger RNA of Phaeoacremonium minimum UCRPA7, 861 nucleotides long. Its product is annotated as putative u1 snrnp splicing complex subunit protein. Gene Ontology annotation, molecular function: mRNA binding. Gene Ontology annotation, cellular component: U1 snRNP; U2-type prespliceosome. Gene Ontology annotation, biological process: mRNA splice site recognition. Bases 1 to 861 code for a protein of 286 amino acids. The transcript is spliced from 2 exons. The record is from RefSeq and is a predicted model, not a curated record. Lineage: Eukaryota; Fungi; Ascomycota; Sordariomycetes; Togniniales; Togniniaceae.